AAGAAGGGGGAAAGAACAUAAAUGGAUUUGCGGUAAUCUGCUUCCAGCUAUACGUGAGCCUACAGUGUUAGUGAGAACAUCUCGACAUUAACAAUUGAAUUUGUAAGCGCGUCUCUUCCAUUAUAAGAGAUCGGAUGAGGAUUAUGGCGAUAGGACAGAUAGUCGUUUUAUCCGCUUUGUUCGCCCAAACCUUAUCCGCCCCAAGCGGCUGCAUAGAGUCUUGCGACUUCUACCGAACGUCCUAUCAGAGCCGCCACACGUCGGGCAGUGAUCAUGCAGGUUUAAUUCAAGGUAGUACGAAUUUGAACAAUUAUGAUUACACCAGGCCAGGAAAUUGGACCGAACGUAAUCAGUACAAUACGGAUAGCGGGCAUGGCAAGGUUCAUGAAGAACGGGGACAGUAUGUGGAAGGAUCAAAGAGAGUACGGUUCUACAAGAAAAAUUUUACGUCGUCUUAUGGUACGGGUAAUGUAGAUGGGGCAACAGAGUUAAGUGGCCAACAUAGGUACGAUUCGUUGCACAUUCCGAAUAAUCAUCUCGAGUCCCAAGGUACACAGUUGGGGCAGGUUACGAAGGAGAGCGGAUACAGUAGGGUGCACAGUCAACAGUCGUCUACGAGAGUCGACAAUAAAAGCGAGAGACUCGAAGAUUUUGGAGAAUAUGGCGGACAUUCGCAACAUGGAGUUAACGUUCCAACGAUAGAGACCAUACCGGAAAAUUGGAGCAGAGUAGAUUCUUACAGGACCGACGGUGGUCAAGGACGCGUCUUUGAGGAGGAAGGCCAAUACGUAUCCGGGCCCAAAAAGGUCCGCUAUUACAAGAAGAACUACACCUCGAGCUACAGUACAUCAGGUGACGCUGUCUCGCCGACGCUGGAUAAAUUACACAGCGAGCUACAGAAGAAUCUGCACGGAGAGCUUGAAAAGUUCAGACAAGAUUUUCAUCAUCAAACCGCCAGCACCACAGGUAUGACUCAGGAAGCGGUCCAUAGCUUCCACAGCAACGAUCUCCAGACCGCCGAGAGUGAGAAUACUUACGGACAACAGCAAUUAUCAGGUUACCGGCGCGUCCCAUCUACUGAAACUGUCCGUCAUUAUACCGAUCAACAACAGACGGAAAUUGCUGAUACAGGGAGACAACGAAUGGUGUAUCCCAUCCCGAACACUUAUGACACGGAGAGCCAAAGAACCUAUCAGGGUCAUGAGACUUAUGUAUCUCGAGCGCAUCCCAUUCCACAAUCAAAUCCCCUGCCUCUCAGUUAUCCGGUGCCAGUUACCGGAGGUAAUUACCAGACGGCGAGUUACUCGCAUUUGGGCGGACGUCAAGUAGACGAAAUCCAACGGUCGGAAAUCUCGGGUGCACAUCAGUCCGGCGUGGCGCAGAAUCGGCUCUUUACCGAGCGCGUAUACAACCCGAACCCGGAUUACAAUGUUCAUCCCGGCAGACGGGAUGAAACCAGACACUAUCAAGAAGAGCACUGGCAAAGUUCCUCGAGUCACGGGGGAAAUCCAGCUCCCGAACGUAGCGCGGAUCUCUCGUCGUACGGGACUGGCAGUAGAACGCAUUACGAUCGGGAUGCAUACAAUGAACAACGCGGUCGUUACCAUAGCAGAGCACAUGGAUAUGAAUCUCAUGGAAAUAGUUACAGUUCCGGGUACGGAACCAACUCAGCGGGGCAGCAACUUGUCGCUGCCGGAUCAUCUUUAGAUCUGGGGCAAGGGACGCACAGUGCCGAUUGCACCGGGGAGACUCACCAACAUUAUCAACACGAGAGCAGUUACCACAGAAAGUACAAACGAGACGAUCAACACGUGCAGCAAAAUCAGGAAUUUGAGCCAGACUCACAACAAUUGGAUCUGACACACGCGAGUAAUCAGCAAUCAGAAGACUUUACGCAACAUGAUGAAGAUUUCACGCAGCAGACAGAAGGUCAACUCGAAUUCGGCCAGCAAACUGUCGACGAUCAGCAUCUAAAUGAUUUCACAGAGCAAAGUGAACAAUUUGCACAACAGACGCAAGGAUCUAACCAUCUUACACAAACGAGUGAUAAACUCAAUUCUGGACAGCAAAUUGUUGACGAUAAGCAUUUAGAUGAUUUAACACAACAAAAUGAACAAUCCACGCAGGAGGCAGAGGGUCAACUCGAAUUCGGACAGCAAACUUUGCAUAAUCAACAUAUGACACAGCACAACGAACAAUUUACGCAACAAGAAUCUAAUGAUCGCACGCAACAAGCAAAUAAAUUCGAAUUUGGACAGCAAAUUGUUGGUGAUAAGCAUUUAGAUGAUUUAACACAACAAAAUGAACAAUUAACACAGGAGACAGAGGGUCAACUCGAAUUCGGACAGCAAACUGUUGAUAAUCAACAUCUGACACAGCACAGCGAACAAUUUUCGCAGCAAGAAUCUAAUGAUCACACACAACAAACAAGUAAACUCGAAUUUGGACAGCAAACUUUCAAUGAUCAGCAUCUGACACAGCACAACGAACAAUUAAUGCAGCAAAACUAUGAUGAUCUCUCGCAACAAACGAGUGGUAAACUUGAAUUCGGUCAGCAAACUGUUGGCAAUCAACAUUUAGAAGAUCCAAAGCAACAAGCUGAACAAUUUGAGACAGCGAGAUCCGACGAUUACACGCAACAGACGGUAGGUAAAUUGGAAUUUGGACAGCAAACAGAUGACACUCAGCAAUUAACGCAACAAACCGAACAUUUUGUGCAACGAGCUGCAAGAUCCAAAGAUUUAACGCAACGAACAAGCGGUAAACUCGAAUUCGGACAGCAGACUAUUAAUAAUCAACACAUGGAAGACUCAACACAGCAAACUACCGGUAAACUAAAAUUGCAAUCGAUAGAUAAACUUGUUAAUCCAAAAAAUCAACAUUUAGAGGAAUUUGACAGUGAAGAUUUCUCUCAACAGGCGAGAGGACACGAUGAUUUUACGCAACAGAUAAUGGGUCAACUAGAAUUUGGACAGCAACAAUCCAAUAAUCCAAAGGUUGGUCAACAUUCGGAAGAUUUUACUCAGCCGGAUGAAGACUUAACCCAACAGAUUGGAGGAUUUGACGAUUUCACCCAGCAAGGACGCUUGGAAUAUGGACAACAAAGAGAGCAAUCGCAGAAACCUGGCUGGCCAGGAUACAAUACUCGACACCCGGAACAUUUUUCUCAACAAGAUGAGUGGAAUACAGAUGAUCUUUCACAACAAUCGCAUCAAUAUCCGUCCUAUGGUAAUAAUAAUAAUGAACAGUCAGAAUGGCAAUUGGAUAUGUCGCAGAAAACGGAGCAAGAUUUUACUCAACAAAACGAUGAUCGUCAAUUCGCGACAAAACCGGCACCGGCACCAAAACCAAAGCCGAGACAGAGACAUCAGAAACACGACUCCAUUCCACCGCAUACAGAUGGUACAGAUACGAAUCUCAAUAAUAUUUUUGAACCGAUUGAAGUAAACCCGGAAACUGAUAUAGAUAAUCUCCAGGGAAAAACUGGCCAACACAGCAGUCGUUUGACACAUUCCAGAUCUGAUCAUCGUAGAUCGAAUAUUCCAUACGCACAAAGUCAAGGAAGCAGUGUAUUUGACAACGAAAAAGAAAACAUGGAUCGCUUGCAUUGGGUACAUAAAUCGAACGAUGCUACAGUAGGCCUGCAAUGGCAUUACACUUAUCAUCCAAGCGAUCUAACUAACAUCGAAAGUUCACACAACAGUUAUUAUCCACAUAAUGUCAACUCGAUGUCGCAGCAAACGGAAGAUGCACAGCAGCAAGAACAAUUGAGACCAUUUAACUUUAGUCAACAGGAGACACAAGAUAAGCAUACAUUUGAAGAUGCCCAUGUUUCUCAAACAUCGCAAGAUCGACACAACGAACAUCAUCAACAGCUAGAAUCAUUUCAACAAACUGAAACAUCCCACUUUGACAGUCAGUUUAAUCAAAAUUCUGAACAAACCCCAUUAAGGGUAAUACCGUUGCAAAAUUUGCAACAGACGGAAACUACAGAACAGACAGAACUCAAAAUAGAGUCGCGAAUUUUGGAAGCAUACGGCGGAGGACCAUAUCAUGCGUCCCGUGACGAUGACAUUUAUAGGAGAGUCAGGCCAAAUCCCAGCGCUACUUUGCCACCCCUUGGUGGUGAGGACCCAUGGGAUAUCAGGGAAAAGCCAAGGGAGAUAAUACCAUGGACAGUAGUAACUACAUUGCCCGCAGCAAAUACGCCAAAUGUCAGGGAUGCAACUACAACAGAAGAGACAGAGAUUACAACGCAGAUAAUAGAGGGUACGACAGUGGAAGCACCACCGUCCUUCUGGAAUAGACUUGGACAUAAAAUAACCAGAACAUAUGAUAAAGCUAAGGAAAAAGCUAAAGAGUACUUUGGUUAGGUAUCUCUCAUGUUCUUUCUACUUAUUUAAAAAUUAGUUAUUUAUGCGUAACAAAAUUUUUCUAUUCUAAUUUUUAAUAUAUUGAAUUGUUACAUUUGUAACUAUCAGUAAUAUUUGCAGUUACUGAUGAUAUCAAGGCAAAGGCAAGAAACAUAUAAUCAUGGUAUCAUAAGUUUACCAUUUUAACAUAUUCUGAAUUAGUAUUAUAAAACAUUAUAUUACUAUAAGAUAUUUUUCACACAUUUUUUGUAAGUAAAAAUAUAUUAAUAUCAAAUCUGUUUUAUAUAAUAUCAAGAUACAGAAACAAAUUUUCCAUUCUGUAUCUUUAAAUAUUUUUUCACACAACAUCUAUAUAUUUUUUUCACAAAAUAUUAUUUUAUCAAUGAUUCAAAUAUAGAUACAAGUAAAAUUUAGUAAAGAUACAAAUACAUAAACAAAGAAAA
Messenger RNA from Formica exsecta, 4816 nucleotides. RefSeq names its product filaggrin-2-like. The coding region runs from base 135 to 4373 and encodes 1412 amino acids. The transcript has 4 exons. Lineage: Eukaryota; Metazoa; Arthropoda; Insecta; Hymenoptera; Formicidae. The record is from RefSeq and is a predicted model, not a curated record.